This is a messenger RNA of Podospora bellae-mahoneyi, 2372 nucleotides long. RefSeq names its product meiotic recombination (gene MRE11). The transcript has 3 exons. NCBI's taxonomy places the organism in Eukaryota, Fungi, Ascomycota, Sordariomycetes, Sordariales, Podosporaceae. Gene Ontology annotation, biological process: double-strand break repair via nonhomologous end joining; mitotic intra-S DNA damage checkpoint signaling; mitochondrial double-strand break repair via homologous recombination. The record is from RefSeq and is a predicted model, not a curated record. The coding region runs from base 186 to 2372 and encodes 728 amino acids. Gene Ontology annotation, molecular function: manganese ion binding; single-stranded DNA endonuclease activity; 3'-5'-DNA exonuclease activity. Gene Ontology annotation, cellular component: Mre11 complex; site of double-strand break; nucleus.
CUUUAACCUCAAGCUCCAUUGGACUUUGACGCUGAACCCCAAAAUCUUUACCGCGUUGACAACGACAGCAACGAUAAUAACAGGACCGCACUACUUUUUCAGUAUCUUCUCCAAUUCUCCCCGGUGUUUUCUAUCCUGCAAUUUCUAAAGCCCCCUUGUCUGGCUGGCAGUGCCUGUUUCUCGAAAUGCCACAAGCUCCAGAAAAGGACACUAUCCGCAUACUGGUGUCGACCGACAAUCAUGUAGGCUAUGCAGAGCGGGAUCCAAUCCGGAAAGAUGAUAGCUGGCGGACCUUCGAUGAGAUCAUGCAGAUAGCGAAAGCCCAGGACGUUGACAUGGUUCUUCUUGGCGGCGACCUCUUCCAUGACAACAAGCCUUCUCGAAAAUCCAUGUAUCAAGUCAUACAAUCUCUGCGGAAAAACUGUCUGGGCAUGAAGCCCUGUGAGCUGGAGUUUCUGAGUGAUCCGCAAGAGGUUUUCGGUGCAUCAACCGACUGCGUCAACUACCAGGACCCCGACAUCAACAUCUCCAUUCCAGUCUUCUCUAUCCAUGGAAAUCAUGACGACCCCAGUGGCGAUGGUCACUACUGUUCGCUCGAUCUUCUACAGGCUGCCGGGCUCGUCAACUACUUUGGCCGUGUGCCUGAGGCGGACAACAUCCACGUCAAGCCGGUUCUCCUGCGAAAGGGAGAGACUAAACUGGCCCUCUAUGGGCUAAGCAAUGUUCGUGAUGAGCGGAUGCACAGGACAUUCCGAGACAACAAGGUUCACUUUUAUCGGCCCGGCCAGCAGAGGAACGACUUCUUCAACCUACUGACCCUUCAUCAAAACCACUACGCCCACACACCAACCAGCUACGUAUCAGAGAACAUGCUGCCCGAGUUUAUGGACCUUGUCAUCUGGGGCCACGAACACGAAUGCUUGGUGGAUCCCAUAAAGAACGAUAUCACCAAUUUCCAUGUUAUCCAACCCGGUUCCUCCAUAGCCACCUCUCUUGUGGAGGGCGAGGCGGUAACAAAGCAGGUUGCAAUUCUCAACAUAACCGGCAGGCGUUUCACGGUAGACAAAAUUCCCCUGAAAACGGUCCGGCCAUUCGUCACCAGGGAGGUUGUGCUGGCGGAAGACAAACGAUUCAAGGGGCUCGAGAAGAAACAGGACAACCGCCAAGAAGUCACCAAACGCCUGAUGACAAUUGUUGAAGAGAUGAUUGAGCAAGCUAAUGCCCUGUGGGAGUCCACCCACGGCGGUGAUGCUGCCGAGGAUGAGACGCCUCUUCCCCUGAUACGACUGAAAGUGGAAUACACCGCUCCGGAAGGCUCCAAGUUUGACGUGGAAAACCCCCAGCGCUUCUCCAACAGGUUUGCCAGCAGGGUGGCCAAUCGGAACGACGUCGUGUACUUUUACCGGAAGAAGACAGCAGUCACAAGGAAAAUUCCCAACGACUCAAAGGAGCUGCGAGAAGGCGUUGCAGAAGCCCUGGAAUUGGUCGAUACCAUCAAGGUCGACACUCUUGUGCAGGAAUACUUUGCCCAGCAGUCUUUGAAGAUUCUGCCACAAGCUCCUUUUGGAGAUGCUGUCAACCAGUUCGUCAACAAAGAUGACAAGCAUGCUGUGGAGAUGUUUCUGCUCGAGUCACUCUCCACGCAGGUCAAGGGGCUGCUGCAGCUCGAUGACGAAAAGGUGACGGACGACUUGGAGGCACAAAUCGAGGAAUACAGGAAAGUCAUGGAGAAAGAUUUUGUCAUCGGCCAGCACAAGCAAGCACAACGCAAGAGGAGGUUCAAGCCCAAGCCCAAUGGCUGGGAUUCCGAUGUGGAUGGCCACUGGCAUGCCCAGCCGGAAGCGCUUGAAGAGCUGGUGACAUCUCCACCACAGGCAACUUCCAAGAGCCGAGGCGGUGCUCGCCCAACCUCUGGCGUUGUAUUCAGUAAUGAGAACGAGGACAUGUUGGAGGAGGAACCGGUCGCGGCGGAGCCAAAGCGAGCAGCGAGAGGAGCCCGAAAGACUGCUGCCACACCAGCCAAGAAAGCAGCAGUGGCCAAGAAGGCGGCAGCGCCUGCGAAGAAAGCCACGACGAGGACUGCCAAAGCAGCUGCACGAGGUCGAAAAAGGGGCAACCCCUUCGAGGACAGCGACGAAGAAGAAGACGUGAUCAUGGAGGACGAUGAUUUUGAGCCACCUCCACCCUCGACACGUGCUACACGGGGCGCUACCAAAAGCACUCGGCAAACCACACUCAACUUUGCCUCGCAGUCCCAAAAACCGGCCAGGGCGACGCAAAAGGCGAUCGAGAUCAGUGACGAUGAGAUUUCAGAGGAUGAUGAUGCCUUUGAGACCAUGCCCGCCACGAGCAAGAGGGGCAAGCGUCGCUGA